Molecule: messenger RNA, 183 nt
Organism: Mesocestoides corti
Lineage: Eukaryota; Metazoa; Platyhelminthes; Cestoda; Cyclophyllidea; Mesocestoididae
Source: the annotation of a GenBank genome assembly
AUGAGUCUUAAACUGAACGGUAAUCGCGAAGUCGUUGGACUUCUUCGUGGAUUUGAUGCUUUUAUGAACAUGGUGAUUGAAGAAUGCCAGGAGGUGACUAAGUCGGGUCAGCAGAUCAAUAUCGACACCAUUGUAGUUCGAGGUAACAGUGUAAAUAUUGUGGAAGUUCUGGAGCGCUUUUAA